Molecule: messenger RNA, 712 nt
Organism: Zeugodacus cucurbitae (melon fly)
Lineage: Eukaryota; Metazoa; Arthropoda; Insecta; Diptera; Tephritidae
Product: 40S ribosomal protein S15Aa
Exons: 2
Coding region: 152-544 (130 amino acids)
Biological process (GO): translation
Cellular component (GO): ribosome; cytosolic small ribosomal subunit
Molecular function (GO): structural constituent of ribosome
Source: RefSeq, a predicted model, not a curated record
UGUACUAGUUAACGCAUCCGGCAACUCGCAAAUGAUUUUGACAGCUGUCAAAAAGCAAUGCUGACAACUGAAGCAAUAUGGACUUCCUCUUUUUCGAUACGUUCGCGUUCGGGUGAAUUUGUCAAAAAAUUCAACAAAAUAAAUCUUAGCCAUGGUGCGAAUGAACGUAUUGGCUGAUGCCUUGAAAUGCAUUAACAACGCUGAGAAGCGUGGCAAGCGUCAGGUUCUCCUGCGUCCCUGCUCGAAAGUUAUUGUCAAAUUCCUCACUGUCAUGAUGAAACAUGGCUACAUUGGUGAAUUCGAAAUUGUCGAUGAUCAUCGUUCCGGCAAAAUUGUAGUUAAUCUGACUGGUCGCUUGAACAAAUGCGGCGUCAUCUCGCCCCGCUUCGAUGUCCCCAUCAAUGAUAUUGAAAAGUGGACCAACAACUUGUUGCCCUCACGUCAGUUCGGUUAUGUUGUGUUGACCACAUCCGGCGGUAUCAUGGAUCAUGAGGAGGCCAGACGAAAACAUUUGGGAGGCAAAAUUCUUGGUUUCUUCUUCUAAGCGGGACACAGUAGGAUAGUUACACUUUAAACAGUGUAUUUAAGCUAUUGCAGCUGGCAAAAGCAAAGUGUUUAUAUUAUUUUUUACAAAAAUAGAAUGAUAAUAGCCACUGAAAUACUGCAGUAAUUGUGUGUGGAGGAGAAUAAAGAAUAGAAAAAAAGUUUUAAA